AUGAGAGGAGCUUCCUAUUCCCAGAAAUCCCAGUCACUGCAGGUGAGCGGCUCUCGUAGCAGUACGCGGGUCCAGAGCCCCUCUCCCUCCCGGUGUCGCGGUUCCUCGUACAACAACCGUGGACGGUCCGGGCACCAGGGCGGGAAUUUGUCAUCCGCCGUGGAAAUCGGCACAGAGAUACACCAGCAGCAUGCCAACGAGAAGGAGGAGAUGCAGGAGCUGAACGUGAGGUUCGCCGGCUACAUCGAGAAGGUUCAGGCCCUUGAACAGAGGAACGCCCAGCUGACUGCAGAGCUCGCCUCCCUACAGGGCCGCUUCAAGGGAGGCCCCACCGGCAUCGGAGAAGAGUAUGAACUCAAGUUCAAGGAGAUGAGGGAGCUGAUUGAAGCUUUGACCAAUGAGAAGGGAGCUGCUGAUAUCGAGAGGGGAUACAUUGAGGAGGAGGUGGAGGUGUGGAGGCUGAAACUGGAAGAGGAGCUGUCACUGAAAGAGGAGGCAGAGAUGAUCCUGAGGGAGUUCCGUCAAGACGUAGACAAUGCCACCCUGCAGAAGGCGGAGCUUGAAAAGCGUGUCGAACAGCUGGUGGCCGAGAUCGAGUUCCUCAAGAAGCUUCACGACGAGGAAGUCGCCGACCUCAUGAAGCAGAUCGAGGACUCCAAGGUGACUGCGGAAAUUGACGGUGACCGUCCAGACCUGGCCGCAUAUCUGCGCAACAUGCGUGCCGAGAUCGAGGCUGUGGCGGCCAAAAACGUACAGGAAGCCGAGAAGUGGUACAAGGGCAAGUUUGAAAACCUCAAAGAGGUUGCCGGCAAGAAAGAAGAGCAGAUGAAGUCGAUUAAAGAAGAGAUCACCACUUUCCACAACCAGGUGACAGACCUCCAGAACCAGAUUGAUGGGCUGAGGGCACGCAACAUGGCCCUGGAGCAGCAGCUGGAGGACAUGGAGAUGGCCCACAUGGAUAAGGUUGGAGGCCUGGAGGGCAUCAUUGCCCAGCUGGAAAACCAACUCUGCGAGACCAAGCUGGAGAUGGGCAAGUACCUGGCUGACUACCAGGAGCUGCUGCAUAUCAAGCUGAAGCUGGAUGCUGAGAUAGCCGUCUACAGGAAGCUGCUGGAGGGAGAAGAGAGCAGACUGGGGAUCUCGGCAGGGAAAGAGCCAGAAGUUUAAGGUGGGUUGAUCACCGAUGGAUGGGUAACUGAGGUGUCCUCAAAGUCUAAGUGAUGCUUUGAUGUAGAGAAUGAGUUACAGUGAAAGUUGUGUGACUGACUGGAUGGCUUUAUGGCUCAUUGUGAUGCUAAGGCUUAAAGGAAAAUGUGUUGACAUCAGAAAAUGAUUUGAAUAUUUACUUGCAACACUAAAGCACAGUUCACACUUUCAAUACUGCAUAACUGAAACAUUUAUUAUAUUUGUAGGUGUCCAAAUAUAAUUUGAGACAGAGAACUUCAAAUAAAAAAAAGGUACCCACCUUAUUUAUAAUUUCCAGUCAUUUUCAAUUGUGCUGUGUAUCACUCAGGCUAUGUACCCUGAUUCAAUCCUCCAUAUGAAACCUACUUCUCCAUGUAGGAGCGGUCAGAGAGGACCACCUCAGUGUGGAGACCCACACAGCU
This is a messenger RNA of Oncorhynchus masou masou (cherry salmon), 1607 nucleotides long. RefSeq names its product vimentin-like. Gene Ontology annotation, molecular function: structural constituent of cytoskeleton. The coding region runs from base 1 to 1167 and encodes 388 amino acids. The transcript has 2 exons. Gene Ontology annotation, biological process: intermediate filament organization. Gene Ontology annotation, cellular component: cytoplasm; intermediate filament. The record is from RefSeq and is a predicted model, not a curated record. NCBI's taxonomy places the organism in Eukaryota, Metazoa, Chordata, Actinopteri, Salmoniformes, Salmonidae.